AUGGCUCGUACUCAAGGUGCAUCUUCACAUCGAGGAGAGAGUUUCUCAGAGGGUGAGAGGAGGAGACCUACUGCUUCUGCUUGUAGAAGACGUGGAGAAACUGAGUCUAAUGUUCAGGUUGAGGACAAUGGAGAUGUGAGGUUUCAUGAGGAUGCAGUUGAGGAUCAUGCAUCUGAGGAGCAUGAUAUUGAGCAGGAGGAGGAGCAUGAGGAUGUUCCUGAAGGUGGAUUUCCUACCGCUUUAGUAUUGACACAUUACAUUCACCAUGUUGCUUAUGCAAUAUGGCAGGGUCGGGGGGAGAUCAAGUUGAUCUCCCAUAGAAAAAAGUUAAACAGAUUAGGAUCCUGCCACGAGGGCAUUAGAUACAUCGUUUAUGGUUCCAGUCUGAUGUCUCUGGUGGGCAUCUCAUAUGACUACGUCAAUAGGGGUCUACUACUGGCAUUUGUAGAGAGAUUUCAUUUCGAGACCAGCAGUUUCCAUUUCCCCGUGUGUGAGAUGUCUGUGACUUUAGAUGAUGUGUCAUCCUUGUUGCACCUCCUAGUUUUAGGCCAGUUAUGUAAUCUGGAGGAAGUAGAUUUUGAAGAAAGUCGACGCGCCAUUGUGGAACUUUUAGGCAUGGAUGGCGGGAGAGUUGGUGUUGAGUUAAAUGCAACUCACGGUGUGAUAGUCAGAUUGAGCUGGCUUCGAGACAUCUAUGUUGAGCAUUGUAAGCAACAGAACUAG
Messenger RNA from Vigna radiata var. radiata (mung bean), 723 nucleotides. RefSeq names its product protein MAIN-LIKE 1-like. Lineage: Eukaryota; Viridiplantae; Streptophyta; Magnoliopsida; Fabales; Fabaceae. The record is from RefSeq and is a predicted model, not a curated record. The coding region runs from base 1 to 723 and encodes 240 amino acids. The transcript has 2 exons.